CUGUAAGCUUGUGAUUUCCCCUCAAGGUUUUGGUACAAGCAGGACAAGGGCAUACUCCGCUGCAAAUAUGUUGCGUGCGAAGACGCAUAUAGUGCAGUGGACGGAAAUUGGGGUACUAGCACGGGCUCACGUGUGAUCGCGCUUCAGUGCCGCCGACGCUCACACGUCACCUCGACUUUGGCCAUAUGCGAGGACACAUGUCCUCAGCGACACCAUAGCCCUCGCCGACUUCCUCAUGAUCAUCCGACUUGUACAAUGUUCAACCUGCGCUCAAUUGUCCUACUUGUAAUAUCCUACGUCGUCAUCCCGCGCCUGACGUUUCUCCCGCAGAAUGUCCACUCGAUCCUCAUCAUCUUCGGACCCUUCCUCAUACCCCGCGUACUCGACUGGAUCAACCUCGCGCGCGCAACCGGAAGAAGCGUGCCAGUACGGCCGACGCCUCCGAGAGUUCAAUAUGCGUUAAACUUGCUCUUCGUGAGCGCAGUCGUAUGCCUCGUCCUCUCCUUCUCUCGGUUUGCACCUGAGAACAUAUUCCUCAAGACACAAAGUCACAUCCGAACAGAGACCAGUGUCUUGUUUGCGCGUCUACGCCACCUUCGACCGCUCACGGAUGAGGAUGAUGCGUUACGGACAAAGUUCAACUGGAGCGUGCGCAACAAACUGCUGUACCUGACAUAUGGCCCCGACACCCUGUUGAACUGCGUGUGGUGUACCACAUCCGAUGGAAAUGACCAGCAAAACUACUUUUUGUAUUCGCUUCCAACCAUGGUCACGCCGCAUAUCUUCCAACUCGCUGUUCUUGGUCUCGCGACGUCGUCGCUUGUAGGAAGCGAGGGUUCGCGGUUUCGCACGCAUGCCACCAUUGCAGGAUUGCUCUUGAUGGUGGUGGAAGUGUGGUACAUGGCCACCUACGACAUCACGCUCAACAAGCGAGCAAAGUAUGUGCAGGAUAUCGAUUCAGCACACUGGCGUGUCCGAUUCCUACGAUACGUCGCCUUCGCCAUGGUAGACAUGGGCUUUGCCUUCGUCCUCUGGGCUACAAGCACGAACCGCUGGCUCGCCAAGCCUGUUUCCAUCGCCGAGCGCAUCGAAACAACUACACGAACCGCCGAAGAUACAUUCAAUAAGAUGCGUGCGCUAGCUCUGCUCACAAACUCUGUGAACCGCGAUUCAGCGUUGCGAGGUGUGCGGGAAGAAUACUGGAGGACCGAGGGCCAGGUUACAGCUGAGGUGGUGCAGGAUGAACUCGUCAUGGAACAAAUCAAUGCUGCUAUUAGCAGAAUGGACUUUAGUACGCUUGAAGGACGUGUUGGCGAGGUUGCAGAUGGAAUCAUGAAGGGUAUUGAUAGCUUGAGGGCAAGUCAAAUGCUGGCGGCGAGUCAUGUCAGCGAGACAUCGUCAUCCCCGGCAUCGUAGAGUUCACUUUGCGACGGUUAGAGGAGGAAAUCUACAUAGAGAUACAGGCAUGCAUCGCGAUGGAGCCUCGGCGUAGAGCGCCCCUUAGAAGACUGCAACCGGUCUGGCCGUCUUAGAAUAUGAUACCCUGUUUUGAGCAGGUCACUU
Messenger RNA from Alternaria alternata, 1563 nucleotides. RefSeq lists its product as hypothetical. Lineage: Eukaryota; Fungi; Ascomycota; Dothideomycetes; Pleosporales; Pleosporaceae. The record is from RefSeq and is a predicted model, not a curated record. The transcript is spliced from 2 exons. Bases 256 to 1416 code for a protein of 386 amino acids.